Lolium rigidum is the source of this 1713-nucleotide messenger RNA. RefSeq names its product putative F-box/LRR-repeat protein At5g02700. Lineage: Eukaryota; Viridiplantae; Streptophyta; Magnoliopsida; Poales; Poaceae. Gene Ontology annotation, molecular function: protein binding. The transcript has 3 exons. The record is from RefSeq and is a predicted model, not a curated record. The coding region runs from base 1 to 1389 and encodes 462 amino acids.
AUGGCGACGGCGACGUCGCACCCUUCCAAGAGGCGAACUGGCGGCGGCGAAGAACCGUCUGGCGACCGAGCCGAUUUCAUCAGCAACCUCCCCGACGCGGUCCUCGGCACCAUCGUGUCCCUCCUCCCCACCAAGGAUGGCUGCCGCACGCAGGCUCUCUCCCGCCGGUGGCGCCCCAUCUGGCGGUCGGCGCCUCUCAACCUCGAGGCCGACCGCGGCUUCUCCGAGAAGCUCGUCUCCAAGAUCCUCUCGGGCCACCUCGGCCCUGCCCGCCGUAUCUCCCUAAGCAGAAUCCGGCGCCUCCCCCACCGCUACCAAGCUGACGACGACGACAGGAGCAAUGGCUGGCUCACACCCAAUCUCCAAGAGCUCGAGCUCGUCCACAGAUUCGAUUGCCGCCGCAACUCGCUGCCUCCCUCAGUGUUUCGCCUCGCGCCCGCGCUCCGUGUGGCCAGGUUUGGCCUCUGCCAUCUGCCGCCCAACUUGGCAGUGGAUUUUCCGCACCUCAAACAACUCACCCUGCACAUGGUCAGCUUGACAGAGGAGACUCUUCGCGGCGUGCUCUCCGGCAGCCCUGCACUAGAGAGCCUUCUGCUGGACCAGAAUGUAGGCGUUUCCAGCCUCCGCAUCAGCUCCCCAACCCUCAGGAGCAUCGGCUUUUGUGCUCUUUGGAACAGGCAGGUAGUCGAUGGCAUUGUCAAUGUUCAAGAGAUGGUUAUUGAGGACGCUCCUUGCCUCGAGAGACUUCUACCACUCAAUCCAGACUAUGGUCCGGCGACCAUCCGGGUAAUCAGGGCUCCUAAACUGAAGAUAUUGGGUUCGCUGAGUUGCGGCAUAUUACAGCUGCAACUUAGAACAACAGUAUUUAUGGAAAUGAUUGCUGUCAGCUUGACAACCAUAAUGCGCACCGUGAAGGUGUUGGUUCUUGAUAAUUUUGGCCCUGGUCUAAAUGCAGCUCUUGACUUUCUCAAGUGCUUCCCCUGCUUGGAGCGGUUGUACGUUGUUUUAGAAUUAUGGAGAGUGAGGAUGGAUAUGAAGCAUGCCUCACUAAGUUAUUGUCCAAUUGAAUGCCUUGAGCUACAUCUGAAAAAAGUUGCGUUGAAGGUCUACUAUGGUGAGGGUCCAGAGGUUGACUUUGCCAGGUUCUUUGUUUUGAAUGCUAAAGUGCUAGAGAAAAUGGAAUUUGGACUCGUAGGUGGCCAUGAUGACAAAUGGUGGGGUAAUAAGUACAAGCAGCUCCUAGUGGAAUAUCGAGCUUCUCGCGCUGCUCGAUUUGAAUUCAAAAGUUUUUCUACGAGUACUUCCCAAGACAACAAGGAGCGUACCCAUGAUCUGUCGCUAGCUGAUCCAUUUGAUGCCUCCUUCUUGGAUGGUUAUGUUACCCUUUGAGACAGUAUCCGUGACUCAUGUUCAGAGCACGAAUAUCGUUUAUCAGGUGCUCUCGCCCUUUUGAUGCACUAUCUCUAGAAUGUGAUCUACUUCAUGCAGCAACAUAAUAGAAGGUUUUGCGUCUCACUCGGAAGCAUAUAUGUAGAGUGAUGUGUCUAACCACAAGCUCUGAAAAUCGAGAACUUCCGAAUUGUAUAUAAUGGUUCUGUGUAGAAGAUGUAGAACGGGUUUCCGUGUAGUUUAACUUCUGUUCUGCUGCACUUGGAUGCAAUGUACUAUGCUUAAUUGGCAUUACGAAUUUAAUUCGUGUUGGUUGUUUCUGAA